UUAUCCUCUCGCUCUCUCACACACACACACACAUUCACUCACACAGUUACACAGUUUGUGGCAGGUGGACAAAUAUUGAUGAGUAAUUCUGGAGGACUGUGGGAAUGUUUCAGUGUUUUUCUUUCAGUGUUUUUUCACUCCACCUAUAUUGGAGCCUCCUCUCACACAAAUAUUAUGUUUGAAAUUGUAAAUAUAACUGGAUAACCUACUUGACAUCACCACUGGAUUCACUACAAUUGCUUCUCUGACAGGAUGUGUUUUCUCCACUGAACAAUAGCCUCAACUGUCAUUUCUUUUUUUCUAUUGGUGCCCGUCUCUGUUUGCUUCAAUGGCGCUUGAGCUCGUGACCAUUCGUGUCUGUGUGUGUCUGUGUGUGUGUGUCCAUGUAAAUCAAUCUAAGUGAGGACCAGCACUAAGAAGGAAGACAUUUUAGGGUAGUUUUAGGCUUUAGUUUUGGAAUGGGAACUAAAAAAUGUAAAGUAUUGAUAAAGAGCAGCGGUGUAGCCAUACAAAUGUGUGCAACCAUGUUCGGGUUUACUGCGACAGUGAAGGUGUGUUUAAAAAUUGUAUUUGCACUAUAGAGCACACAUUUAGAUUUUUCUUUUUUUGUUCAGUAAAACCUAUGAAUUAAAAAUUGAGCAUUACAAUCUGCUAAUUAAGUUUUGAUAAUGACAGUGGUAUAGUUAUGGUUUGAGUAGGUGGUAGACAUCAGAGUGAAAGAUAGUGAUGAGGGCUGAAGUACUUUGUUCAGAUAAGGAAAACAUUAUGACUUGGAUCAAAAGGUUAUAAAAGCCUUGGUUGUCAUGGUUAAAGUAUAAACUGAUUUGGUUCAGAUAGUGUUUGUAGUUUGUUAAUAAUUCCUUAUUGAGUUACUUGAAGUUGAGGUCCUCAUCUUAUUGUUUUCUUGACUCCCUCCUUUAUACCCGUAAUGAUUACUAGACCAGGACAUUCAUCAUUAUAGCCUCUUGCUAAUACGUUGAUCUUCUUGACUUGAGGACAGUGUCCAAGUUCAAAUAAAACACAUCUAAUGUGCACAAAAUCAAAACCUUUAGCUAGCUCCAGGAGAUGUUUCAACACCUGCACAAGCAUCACUGAUGUUUCUUUCAGUUCUGGGAAGGAAAAGUAGCAUGUAGUGAGUGGAUUAGAACUUGUUAGGUGAAAAGAGCUUCAGAGAAUAUGGUUGGAUGAACAAUACAGUUACUUUGCCUUAUAACCGAACAAAAUACUAUAAAAUGGGCUAAAGAGUCAGAAAUAAUGUUACAUGAUACAUUACACUGUUAAUUCAGAUAAUAAAGGAUUUGUUGCCAUGACUUGUUAAUGUGAUGGAAUUAAUUUGAGAGAAAAAAGGCAAAACCAUGUCAUUCAAGAAAACAAAUUAAAUCAUUUUAUUCAUGUUUACAUUUGAAUUCUAGAAAUAUUUCCUUUGAUUCACUGAAAUGUAGAACUACCUCUAUGUCAUAUACAUAGUAAUGUAUACAGUGAGUGAGUUUGGCCUCCUUGAGUGCAGGCAGUCAGCGUGAUCAGCCAAGCGUCUACAGCCUGUUUGCCUUUGCUUUGCACUUGAUCUGGAAGCAAAGUCUGCUCUGCUCAGUGCUCCGCUUUGUUCCUGUAGGUUGUUUGAGCUGUCAAAACUGAAAAGUAUAAAGGAAGUAAUUGGUCUCAGUUAUGUUUCAACUGGGUAAAUCUUCUUGUCUAUUCCAGCACUGUUCAUUUUUACCUUUUAUACAGCAACUAGAAAAAAAACAUCUAAACCAGUGCUGAAAUACUUUACUGUUGAGGUUUCUUUAAAAAGUUUAAUACAUGCAAUGAAAGUGAAGACACAGAUCAACAGGCUGCAUUUUAUACCAGAUAAAUUCAUUAGCAGUUGCGGGUGUCGCGUUUUUACUUAGAUACUUAUUAUUUAAAAUACUUUUUGGUCAUAAAAAUAUCAUCAGGUGUGAUCAAGGAAAUCGGGGUAAUAUUAUGUUUUAGUAAAACGAAACACAAAACAAAAUCUGUGUCUGAAAUACCAUCAAAAUUGAUAGAUUGAGAAGAUCACAUGGCAUUAUAAAAAAAAAUAACUGAUCUGUCAUCGCUGAAGUAGAUUUAUUAAAGUAUUGUUCUGUUAUUGAGACAGCAUGGCUAAAUCAGUUGAGGCAGAGGUGACAGUGAAGACUUUCACAGUGUGCAUCCUUACACAGCAGGAAUGAGACAGAAGAUUUAGGAUGAUUUCCAGUCAUUAAUGUUUUUUCUCAGACCUUGAAUUGUUAGAAGAUGAGUAGGUUGUGUACACUGGGCGACUGUUUCCAGGUCAAUGAGUGUGCAGAAAUGCAAAAGUAUACGGCAUAUUUGCUCUGCAUCGUUUUGCAGCGAGUCCCAUGUCUGAACAAAAGCAUCUCUGAUCAGCGUUAACACACUGAGGGUUUUUUUCAAAAGCAGUAUUUUUUAAUCCAGUAAUGUCAAUAGUGCCACAUCGAGUCAGACUGUUAAGAGGUUGAAUUUCAUCAUUAAAAACCUUUUUUCCUUGUGCAGUGGUCAAAUAAAUGAGGUAAAAUUAGUUUUCUUUACCCAUUUUAAAAUGAAUAACCAGUUCUGAUUCUGUCCACCUUUUAGUUGUUAUAGUAUUUGAAAUAUCGAGUAGUCAAAGAUGCACAGUAUAAUAAAUCUUUUGCAGUACUGAGGAGGGUGCUGCUUUACAGACUGUCUCCACUUUUGCUUCCCAAUUGAAGUGAUUCAGUGGGCAGAGAGACAGAUGUCCCUCUGAGAAAGGAUUAAUCUAACUCUAAUUACUUAUCGGGCAUGCUCCAUAUGUUGAAGUGCAUGUGUGUUUGUGUGGCAGUGUGACUAUAAGGAAGGUCUGCUUAGAUACCAGCAAGAACAAGUAGCAUGUUGUCAUUUAAAAUUGAUUUAUAAAGUUUCAAGCUGACCUGGUUUUAAUAGCUAGCUCAAUUUGCAAUGAAAUUCAUGCAGAAAAUCCAAAUAUGGCAGGGUGACACAAGAUGCAGCUGUGAUAGGCUGAGACAGCUGUCAAUUAAGGCGCCCCAUCUCAUUCAUUCAGCUUCCGAAGUCUCCAAACACUUCAACUUGGCAAGCUUGUGUUCUGUUGUAUCAAAUUCACACAGAUUUUAGUCAUGGACUCUAUCUGACUCCUCAGAUAUAUGCAGUUGUUUCCUACCUGCUGAUUCACUCUUUACCAUGGCAACAGCCCUGUCUCCGCCUGGUACACGUAGAUGGAAAAGUGAGUCACACGUAGUGGGUGGACGGAGGAGGAAAAGAUGUUAUUUUGUGCAUGCUGUCGUCACAGGAGUUUCCAGCUCUCCAUCUGUUAAAAUCUCCGUUUAACUCUUCUGUUAUCUACAACUGAGUGUUAAACCAUAGUCUUUCUGUGGAAGCCGUUAAAAUAAGCCACUGAGUCACAAAAUAUAUCAGUCGUGAUAAUGAUUAGAUUCAUAAGCGUGUUUGGCAGGUUUUGAAUAAUUCCUUUUAAAACCUAUUUGGUGGCUAAAUGCCAAAUUUUCUGGAAACACUGCUGGCUUCUUCGGCCUAUUCUAGAUGCCAUGAUCAAUUAGUUUAUUGGUUGUUGCAUUUUUAUACAUAUAUUUUAAAAAGAGAUUAAAACAUGGCUUAAGAACAACUUUAACAUCAUGCUGAGAAGUGUUUCAGUCACUGUGUUGUGACUGAUUGUGGGUGUGGACUGGAUGCACUGAGUUGUAUUUAAUUGCACUCAGCAGAGAUGUCACUGUGAGCAGCCACACCCUUUAUGAUCUGUUCACCAAUCACUGAUAAGCUGCUCUUUAAAUGACUCCUUUCAUCAGUGACAAUGAUCAGCAACCUCUCUUUUUCUGUACUUAUAAAUGAAAGUGUCAUAUAGAUACCACAAAGAUGUUCAUAUAGAUUUUUGUAACAAGGUUGAUUUUGCUUUUAUUCUUUCUUGAUUUCCAUAUUUAGAAAUGUAUAGAAAGAAAGGAAACCUCACAAGUUUCAUGACUUCAAUCAGCAAUUACCCCCCAAAACAGCCUAAAGAGGCUGUCUGAGUGUGUUUCCCAGUGGCUUGUGUAAAUGUCAGGUCCCUUUAAAUGCACACCACGGAGCAUGGACAAAAGAGUUCCUGCUCAUUCAACAGAAUAAAAGGUUUGUGUGUGCAUGUCUGUAUGUGAAGUGAGAGAGAAGCAAGAGGAAGAGAGAGACACACACACUCACACACAGAGAAGUUGUAUAUGUUGUGUCAGGAUCCAGAAUUCAGACACGUUAAACAACAACUCCCUUGGUAAGAAGUACAGUUGGCAGGAGAAGGUUUCAGGCUCAUCCUCGCCCCUUAAAACAGGUGACCUCACUCCUCCACGUGAGCACAGCUGUCUAAGCGACGAGGACAAGGUGCACGGUGGGGGAGCGCAGACCAAAGACCGCGGGACCUCCACCGACGCCCCCUGCAGACACAGUCACACCUCGGGACACUCGCACAGCUCAGCUGCAGGGGCUGGGACACGGUCCAAGAUUCAGGAGAAGCCACCGGCACCACCACCACCACAGAACUAUACACCAGCUCCUCUAUAUCCUUCAGGGAAAGCGGAUGGCAGUGGGUCCCACAGGGAGAGGAUUAGAUACCACACAGAUGUUCAUAUAGAGCCAACAGAGGAGAUCUAUCUGACUCCUGUGCAACGUUCCGCAGAUCCCCUGGAACCCCCCACCGUCCAGGACCGGCCUUUCCUCUCACAGCAGACUGAGCAGGGACGCAUGUCCAUUAGCUCUGACACAGAGGGACCACCUCCUUAUCAGCCCCUCCCGGACCGGACCAACCCCUCCAUCUAUGAGGAAGACGAGAUCUAUGUCCCCCCACCGUCAUACGCUUCCUGUGUAGAGUCCCUCAUCACGCCACCUAGCAUGGCUGUGUCAGCUCACUCCUCCCAUGCACUGGACCUCAGCCUAAAGGGGACAAGUACAGGAGCUGGGGCAAUGCUCAGGGCUGGGUCAUCAGUUGAGUACGUUGAUGCCACAGAUGAAAGCUACUGUGGGGACGACGAGGAUGUGGACAGGUUAAUAAUGGAUGCAAAGAUGAGAAAGGGAGGGGUAAAGGGAGCCGCCCCACCGAGGACUUCCAUGAGCUCAGAGGCCAGCGGCCUGACAUAUGACUCAGUUAAAUAUACAUUGGUGGUGGAUGAAAAUGCUCAGCUGGAGUUAGUCAGUCUCCGGCAGUGUUACCAAGGCUAUAGCGAUGACAGCGACUCGGCCACAGUCUAUGACAACUGUGUCUCAUCUCCAUACGAGUCAGCCAUCGGAGAGGAGUAUGAGGAAGAGGAAGAGGAGCAUGACCCUCGUAUAGGAGGAGUGCGUCGAGAGGCCACAGCGUGCCUAUCUGAGGAUUCUACUCCAGAGGCGGACCUCCACUUCUCCAAGAAGUUCCUCAAUGUCUUCAUGAAUGGGCGCUCUCGCUCCUCCAGUGCAGAAUCCUUUGGUUUAUAUUCCUGUAUCAUAAAUGGUGAGGAGAAGGAUCAGAGCCACCGAGCAGUCUAUAGGUUUGUCCCUCGGCACGAAGAUGAGUUGGAGCUAGAGGUGGAUGACCCGCUGUUGGUGGAGGUCCAGGCAGAGGAUUACUGGUAUGAGGGCUACAAUAUGCGAACUGGUGCUCGUGGGGUCUUCCCGGCCUACUACGCUGUAGAGGUGACCAAGGACACGGAGAACUACAAAGUAAAGAGCAAUGAAUGGAUUGACAGAUACCGCCUAAAGUUUCUGGGGUCCGUUCAAGUGCCCUACCACAAAGGAAACGAUGUUUUGUGUGCAGCUAUGCAGAAGAUUGCUACUAACCGAAGGAUGACAGUCAAGUAUAACCCACCUUCCUCAUGCAUCCUGGAGAUCAGUGUGAAGGGCAUCAAGCUUUCAGUUCAAGAGGAUUACUAUGCUUGUGACAGAAGUAACGAAUGCAGUCACUUCUUCCAGUUAAAGAACGUCUCCUUUUGUGGCUAUCACCCAAAAAACAGCAAGUAUUUUGGUUUCAUUACGAAGCACCCAGCAGACCAGAGAUUUGCCUGCCACGUAUUUGUGUCUGAAAAUUCUACCAAACCUCUUGCAGAGUCAGUAGGGAAAGCCUUCCAGCUGUACUAUAAAGAGUUUGUGGAGUUCUCAUGCCCUACAGAGGACAUCUACCUGGAAUAGCCUUGCCUUUAACCACAACCCUGUAAAGUACGCUGUAUCAUAACAUAAUGUUGCAUGAAGGACAGAUAUACAUUAAUUGGUAAAACAAAAACAAAAAAAGAGAAAAAUUAAACAUUAACACAUCUGACAAACGAACAGGUAUAGAAGGCCCAAGUUUCAGACCUGUGGUGAAAACCUUGUGCAGCAACCAGAGAUGAAAAUGAGCCAAAGGAGGGGUUUCCUGGCAAAUGAAAAUAUGCAAAAUGGCAUCAGUGAUGAGGCAAAAAUGGAAAGCACAAAUAUUUUAACUCAUCAGUUUCUGCAAUGCUUGUUAGCCUGUAGCAUCAUGUCAGCAGAGGCAAAGCUGAAAGCCCAGGAGACGUCUGGAGCACUUUGUACGCUGGAAAAAAGAAA
Molecule: messenger RNA, 6522 nt
Organism: Haplochromis burtoni (Burton's mouthbrooder)
Lineage: Eukaryota; Metazoa; Chordata; Actinopteri; Cichliformes; Cichlidae
Gene: mapk8ip1b
Product: mitogen-activated protein kinase 8 interacting protein 1b
Exons: 10
Coding region: 4123-6129 (668 amino acids)
Biological process (GO): regulation of JNK cascade
Cellular component (GO): cytoplasm
Molecular function (GO): protein binding
Source: RefSeq, a predicted model, not a curated record